Molecule: messenger RNA, 1244 nt
Organism: Neogale vison (American mink)
Lineage: Eukaryota; Metazoa; Chordata; Mammalia; Carnivora; Mustelidae
Gene: TBXA2R
Product: thromboxane A2 receptor
Exons: 3
Coding region: 144-1175 (343 amino acids)
Biological process (GO): positive regulation of cytosolic calcium ion concentration; inflammatory response; adenylate cyclase-activating G protein-coupled receptor signaling pathway
Cellular component (GO): plasma membrane
Molecular function (GO): thromboxane A2 receptor activity
Source: RefSeq, a predicted model, not a curated record
AGCGCACGGGGCUCCGCGACAGGCGCGACCCCCGCGCGUCCCACCGGUCACCGUCUCCAGGCGUGCCUGAGCCAGCGCCAGCUCUCCCCACCCGCUGCGUCGGCCCGAUGGGGUGGUGACCCUCCGCUCCCCGCCGCGGCGCCAUGUGGCCCAAUGGCACCUCUCUGGGGCCCUGUUUCCGGCCCACCAACAUCACCCUGGAGGAGCGGCGCCUGAUCGCCUCGCCCUGGUUCGCGGCCUCCUUCUGCGUGGUGGGCCUGGCGUCCAACCUGCUGGCCCUGAGCGUGCUGGCGGGGGCGCGGCAGGGCGGCUCACAGGCGCGCUCCUCCUUCCUCACCUUCCUCUGCGGCCUGGUGCUCACCGACUUCCUGGGGCUGCUGGUCACCGGCGCCAUCGUGGUGUCCCAGCACGCCGUCCUGUUCGACUGGCGCGCCACGGACCCCAGCUGCCGCCUCUGCCAGUUCAUGGGCGUCAUCAUGGUCUUUUUCGGCCUCUGCCCGCUGCUGCUGGGGGCCGCCAUGGCCUCGGAGCGCUACCUGGGCAUCACCCGGCCCUUCUCGCGGCCCGCGGGGGCCUCGCAGCGCCGGGCCUGGGCCACGGUGGGGCUGGUGUGGGCGUCGGCGCUGGCGCUGGGCCUGCUGCCCGUGCUGGGCGUCGGCCGCUACACGGUGCAGUACCCGGGCUCCUGGUGCUUCCUCACGCUCGGCGCCCAGCCCGGGGACGUGGCCUUCGGGCUGCUCUUCACCCUCCUCGGCAGCCUCUCGGUGGGGCUGUCCUUCCUGCUCAACACGAUCAGCGUGGCCACCCUGUGCCACGUCUACCACGGGCGGGCGGCCACCCAGCAGCGGCCGCGGGACUGCGAGGUGGAGAUGAUGGCUCAGCUGACGGGCAUCAUGGUGGUGGCCAGUAUCUGCUGGAUGCCGCUGCUGGUCUUCAUCGCCCAGACGGUGCUGCGCAGCCCGCCCGCCAUGAGCCCCAGCGGGCAGCUGUCGCGGGCCACCGAAAAGCAGCUGCUCAUUUACCUGCGCGUGGCCACCUGGAACCAGAUCCUCGACCCCUGGGUGUACAUCCUCUUCCGCCGGGCCGUGAUCCGCCGCCUCCACCCUCGCCUCAGCGCCCGGCCCAGGUCGCUGUCCCUGCAGCCGCAGCUCACCCAGAGACGCCCGGUGCCCUAGAGCCGGUCCGCUGUCGGGGGGAGGGCUCCCCCAGCUGGCGCGUCCCUCGCGAGGACACAGCAGCCUGUC